This is a messenger RNA of Lachnellula hyalina, 828 nucleotides long. RefSeq lists its product as uncharacterized. The coding region runs from base 1 to 828 and encodes 275 amino acids. The transcript is spliced from 5 exons. Lineage: Eukaryota; Fungi; Ascomycota; Leotiomycetes; Helotiales; Lachnaceae. The record is from RefSeq and is a predicted model, not a curated record.
AUGUUGACCAUAGAUUUUAGCACAGAGGGUAGCGGAAUGGACUCGAGCAGCAAGGGAUGCAAGUGGGAUAUGGACAGUGGCAUCACGGUAUAUCUUUCCCAAUUGGGAUUUCCCAUCGUUUACUGUAAGUCUAAUAGUCUCGUAGCAACAUACUCCGCUUUCUGUAGGGGUUAUGGAGACGCUUUUACCGAUAAGGUGGGUAGCCACAAUUGGAACGAAGAAGCAAUAGAUCAGAUGGCUAGGGACUUAGGUAUACCUUGGGAGACCCUGAAGUCUACAUUUUGUAGGGAUCUCGAGGGAAGAGGAGAUCAGAUACAACAGCUCAUGGAUUGGGUCAUCGAAUAUCUCGACACCGAGCUUCCAGAAUCCUCUGAAUCGGCAAGUACACUGAAACGAGCCAUGGCAUCUCGUCAACGUCUCCUUCUCGCAGAUGUGGAACAAACUUUUGAGAAAUUCAAUACAGAUCUCAGCAUGCUAAGGACCCUCGCAUUCUCCGGUCUCCGUACCUCCCUAAUCGGCAAACUCAUGGAGGCCAGCUACCUAGCAUGCAUCAAUGAAGGAGGCCGUGGAAGCGACGCCCGACGCAAAGCCAUUAUAAAUAGAAAACUAAACGACGAGGCGACCUUCGAAUCGCUACAAACGAGGCUGAGAACUAGCUUCAAGGCUAUUGUAGACAGCUUUCAAGAUGAUAUCCAGACUACUGUUGCAGGACAUCUCGCCGUCAUUAAAAAUACACUAGAUAUUGUCCGGAAUGAUAAUAUUGCUUUGGAGAGUGAGAAAGAGCCUGAGUUUAGGGCAAGGGUGGAGAGGAUGGUAGGAGGUGGUUAG